UUUCUCAAGAAAUUUUUUAAAAUUUUAUUUAAUCAGUUUUAUUUAAAAAAAGAAAAUGUUAAAUAGAUCUUCUUCAAGUAUUAAAAGUGACAGAAAUGUUUUUGCUACACCUAGAAGUGGAACACCAAGCUCAGUUUCUAGUCAAAUUCCGAGUGCCAAAUUAACCGUUGGAAUUGGUAAAAGAGUUCGUGAUAUUGUUGCUAUAUUUCCUCAAGGAGAGCCAGUUGAGCCUUCAAAGCUGUGUUUUUCUGAACAAUUGAAUCGGGCCGACAAAAAAGUUUUUACAAUGACGAGUUUAGCUAAUACUGAAUUUUCUUCAAAGCCUUUACAUAUUGACCAUGUUGGCAUUGAAGAACCACCAGGGAAUGGUUUUGAAUAUGUUUUGGCUAUAGUUGAUAGAAGAACAGGGCGCCCAAUUGAAUUUAAACCUGCUGCAUUAGUUAGUUUUCAACCGCGAUUUCAACCUGGGGAAGAAUUGUUAAAUGGACGAAAGUUUGUUUUUAGAAGAUUUUCAAAAAAAUUUUAUUUUUUCAGACGUAAAAGUGUUACCAAUUAUUCCCAAGAUUUUUCAAUGUCUUUUGAUGAAAUGAGAACUGAACGUAAUAAUUUGACAAAAAGUUUUGGAAGUGCAAAAAAUGUUAAAAAAUUGGAAGCAAAUAUUAGAAGGAGCAUUACAAAUGAAACACUAGACGCAAUGUCAACAACAGCUUUUUCUUCCCCAAAUACUUCAAUUAAGAAAGAAGAAUUUGAUGAUAGUAUUGAUUCUUUUUCUACUACUACAACUUUAGACGAUGACAAAUCUAAAUUAUUGUCUAUUUUGGAAAAGGGUACAAGUGGAAUGUUACCAAAACCAAAUUAUGACGCUAAAGUACCUUCUGACGUCUAUAAACUUGAUCAAUUUUUGCCUGAUAAUUUUGACCAAUUUAAAUCUGGAUAUGAACAAGAAUCUUUAAAAUAUUUUACAUCUGUGGAUUCUUUUCAAUAUUUAAUUAAUUUUGGUGUAUCCCCUCUAGUUGCCAAAAGAGUUGGUAUUCCUUCACGGCAUGCAAAUCCAGGAAUUCGAUGUACUAUUGCAUUAAAAAUGGUUGUCUUGUCAAAAUUUGUUCAGUAUUGUUUCAAAAAGAAAUCUAGAGCUUUGUCUAUAUCGCUUGGUGAUGUUGAAGCUUUUCAAUUACCUUCUUUAAUGAGUGAAUAUUUUAGAAAAAAAUAUUUGGGAGAAGGAACAGGCAAAAAUGCAAUAAAAUUCCAGAUUCCGGUAGAUAAGAAAAACCGUGCUUUAGUAGACCUUUUAUGUUUAUUACUUCUUUUUGAUGAGCCCGAUUUUAUGUUACCCUUAUCCCCGUUGGUACAAGAACUUGGGGUUAAUGAAACUAUGUUAAAGAAUUAUUUGACAGGAUUGGGUUGUAUGUAAGUUUUUUUUGGAAAAUUAAUUAAAUUGGGGAUAUGUUUAGCGGACAGUUUUUUUCUGCUGAUUUUUGGAAAUUUUUUUUAUUUUGACACACUUUUUUUUAUAACAAAAAAAUUCGAAAAAGUGUCCGGUCUUUUCAUAUUUCACU
Messenger RNA from Meloidogyne enterolobii, 1556 nucleotides. The record is from the annotation of a GenBank genome assembly. NCBI's taxonomy places the organism in Eukaryota, Metazoa, Nematoda, Chromadorea, Rhabditida, Meloidogynidae.